UCAUCUCCUUAAGGAUCUGGUUGCUGAUCUGAAGUCAAAGAGAAGCUUUUUAGAGUCCAAUAGGCUGCAUCAGAUGGAAAGAGACUUGUUUAAUCUUAAAAAUGGAGCGUUACAUAGGAUGUGAGAUUUCUAAAGUACCUUUAUCUGAUAUUGCUCAGAGGAUUAUGACAGCUCUGCAAUCUAUUCCUGUAGAAGCUCAGACUAACAGAGAAAAUAAUCAGAGUGUAGAGAAGAUGAAGGAAAAUAAACUAGGUGAUAAGGAUGCACAUCUGAGAAAUGAAAAGGAGGAUUGUGAUUCCAGAAUUUCCAUAUUAAAAGCAACUGUCAGCCCUGAAAAAAGAACUGCUGGUCAGAUAGUCAGGAUAGGGCAUAUGGAUGAAAUACUUGGCUGUCAAGAUACCAAAAUAUCUGGCAACUGUUACCAGGAUUCAGGCUUCCCAAAAUGGGGAUAUCGAGAAAGGAAUCUUUCAGUAGAAGAAAAAAACCUGAAGGAAUGGGAAAAGAAUAUAGUUAUUCCUCUUAAAAGAAAGCAAAACGUGUCUACAUCUUGCUCAGAGAAAACAAGAAGAUUGCAGGUAAAUACCUACAUGUUCUUACAUGAAAGAAGAUACAGCUGUACUCCUGGACAAACAAAGUCUUCUGGAAAGUAUCCUUGUGAUAUCAGCAGUUUAGGAUGUGAAGAGAAAAGUGAACUGCUUGCAACCAUAGAACAGGCAGCAGCUUUUGUAACUACUAUGAUAUUUCAAGAUGGUUCUUCACAGCUGAGCUCGGAGCAGGCCUCUACCUCAUCAGUAAAAGGAGUUGUUGUGCUGGUGAAGAAUCAGACUGAUCAGCCUUGUCCUCCCAGUCACACUUCAACUGGCUGUGCUUGGAAUGCUGAUAAUGAAAAUGAUAAAUUAAUUUAUUUGAAAACUGAACAGUCAUCUCUUUGGGAACAAGAACAAGCUCACAAGAAAUUUUCUUGGCAAGUGUUAUUUCAAAUGCUACAGAGUAAAGUUCCAAUAAUUUGCUUCAAUGCAAAAGAUUUCCUGAGGACUCUACUUCAAGUUUAUAGUAAUGAAAUCAGCUGGAAACAAGUUGCCAAUAUUGUCAUGCUAGAUCCAAGGAUUGCAGCAUGGCUGAUAAACCCCAGCGACACAGUUCCUUCCUUUGAGUGUUUAAUACAGAAGUAUUUUGAAAAACCUUUUUUAAAGGGAGCAGAAAAUACAGAUAUGGGCACUUUGAUAAAUGUAUCUUAUCAAAACUUGGGUGUGAACUUGGAGAAGCUUUAUAAUGUAAUGAUGGACCUUGCUCAUGGCUUAAAGGCUCAAGGUUUGUGGAACUUAUUUUGCACAUUAGAGCUUCCACUUAUCAAAAUUCUGGCAGUGAUGGAAACACACAAAAUAUAUGUGAACAAACAAGAACUGAAAAAAACAUCAGAGAUUCUAGGGUUGCGGCUCAAAGAGCUUGAACAGGAGGCUCAUGAGGUUGCUGGAGAACGAUUCCUUUUGACCAGCAGUUGUCAACUCCGAGAGGUACUAUUUGAUAAGUUAAAGCUGCAUACGCUGUGUGAGAAACUUCACAGAACUGAAAUACAACAGCUUGUAUCCACCUCAGAAGUUGUGCUAAAUAAAUUGCAAGAUCUUCAUCCUUUGCCUAAGAUAAUUUUAGAAUACCGCCAGGUUCAUAAGAUGAAAUCAACUUAUGUGGAUGGACUGCAAACAUACAUGAAAAAGGGAUUUAUUUCCUCUACAUGGAAUCAAACUGGAACUGUGACUGGCAGACUUUCAGCCAAACAUCCUAAUAUUCAAGGUAUCUCUAAACAUCCAGUUACAGUUACAAAGAAACAGUACAUAAAAGGAAAAGAAGAGGACGUAAUAAUUAUUUCCCCACGAACAUUGUUUGUUUCAAAAAAAGGAUGUACAUUUUUAGCGGCAGACUUUUCCCAUAUUGAGUUAAGGAUCCUUGCUGACUUAUCAUCUGAACCAGAACUUCUGAAACUGUUCCAAGAACCUGAAAUCACUGAUAUCUUUGCUACACUGGCUUCUCAGUGGAAAGGGAUUCCAAGUGAACAAGUGAAACAUGCUGAUAGAGAGCAAGCCAAGCGUAUAGUUUACUCAGUGGUUUAUGGAGCAGGUAAAGAACGUCUUGCUGACUGCUUGGGAAUAACUCCUGUUCAAGCUGGUCAAUUUAUAGAGAGUUUUAUGCAAAAAUACAAGAAAGUACAUGAAUUUACGAAGAAAACCAUUGAACAGUGCCGAGAUAAAGGUUACGUGGUUUCCAUAAUGGGACGCAGAAGGCCCCUGGCCAAUAUCAAUGCACAGGAUUACAAGCUACGCACUCAAGCAGAGAGGCAGGCUGUCAAUUUUGUUGUUCAAGGCUCUGCAGCUGAUCUUUGUAAAAUGGCUAUGGUGAAGAUUUUUGCCUCUGUUGUCAUUUCUCCAACUUUAACAGCCAGGUUAAUUGCCCAGAUCCAUGAUGAAUUGUUAUUUGAAGUAGAAGAUUCUCAAAUCCAGGAAUUCUCAGCACUGGUAAAAAGAACAAUGGAGUCCCUGCAGCAAACCACAGCCUUGGAAGUACCAUUGAAGCAAAUUACUGUAGAAGUCCUGACAUACUUUCGGUCGUGCGGCAUGUUAGACUACAUCCAUCAUGAAGAUACUUCACCUUCCUCUGAAGCCUCAAAAAGAGAUCAAUGACACAGGCCAGAUAGAAAACACAAAGUUUGAUCUUAGAGAAUAA
This is a messenger RNA of Cyanistes caeruleus (blue tit), 2718 nucleotides long. RefSeq names its product DNA polymerase nu (gene POLN). Gene Ontology annotation, molecular function: DNA binding; DNA-directed DNA polymerase activity. Lineage: Eukaryota; Metazoa; Chordata; Aves; Passeriformes; Paridae. Gene Ontology annotation, biological process: DNA-templated DNA replication; double-strand break repair. The record is from RefSeq and is a predicted model, not a curated record.